This is a messenger RNA of Toxoplasma gondii ME49, 3771 nucleotides long. RefSeq names its product Alpha-galactosidase. Lineage: Eukaryota; Apicomplexa; Conoidasida; Eucoccidiorida; Sarcocystidae. Gene Ontology annotation, biological process: carbohydrate metabolic process. The transcript is spliced from 11 exons. Bases 1190 to 3433 code for a protein of 747 amino acids. The record is from RefSeq and is a predicted model, not a curated record. Gene Ontology annotation, molecular function: hydrolase activity, hydrolyzing O-glycosyl compounds.
AGCCCUGGUACAGCUAGCUGGUAGGAGUUCCCCGGGAAUUUGAGUAGAACCGUCCUCCCGGCAGAGGCGGGCCGUUUACAGACUCAGGCAAGACGUGUGCGUGAGACUCUGGCAAACAUGCGCAAGUGAUCCGAGUCUGUUUUCUCAAAAAUAUGAGCUAGAAAGAAAUGGCAGGAGUUCUUCUCGUGAAACGUGGAGUUUCCUCCCAGUAGUAUAUCCCACACACCCGGGAGUCUACCGACGAGAUAUCCCCAGUUUCCAAGAGGAAUACGACGUCGCACGGUCCGUGUCGGCUAUCAAAAGGCUCGACAACACUUCGAUCGUGUUUCUGCCCCACUUUCGAGGCUCUUUGUCCUCUGUGAAGGAGCGACACGGAAGAUUGAGGUUUCAAGGAACGGGUGAUCCCCUGUCUCGGAUCCCCUGGGAUGCCCAACCCCAAGCGGCUGCGAUGUCUGCAGAUCGCCGUUCCUUGGCUGUCUUCAAGGUGCCGUGUGCCAACAGCGCAAAGCCUUCGCUCGCGUUUUUCGUGUCUUUUCAUCAGUGGCUCCUGCAUACUCAUAUCCUUUAUCAGUUCACGCUUUUCCGUACUAAUUCUUCGCCUGUUACCCGCAGUUCACCGUCACUUCUCAAAUAGUCGCAGCUGGCCGCGCCACACUGGGCGCCCGCCCCCCUUGCAGUCCAUGUCUUCCUACUCAGAAGUUUGACCCUUUGAGGGGUCGUGUGUCACCAGCGGGAACACGGAUCCACGUUUGCUCUAUAAAAAGCUCUUUGAAAGAUUUCUCCUGUCACACUUGUUAACUGGAGUUUUCUGUGGAAACCUUUUCGAGGCAGGGGACGUAGCUGUUUUCCUUCCGUGUGGUUCUGAGCAUGGCAGUACGCGCCGUCUAGUUUACCGGGAAACUUGUGAGAUCCAUAGUUUCCUCGCAUCUGUUUCGCUCAAAUACCUCUGAAGUUGAGCAUGUGACAGUCUAUAUUGUUGUCUCUACUAGUCCCAGGAGUGCCGCCGUGCGCUUCCCUACUGUCGUGUCCAGGUCCCUCAACCAGCCGCAGCACCGAUUUUCGUGUCUCGUGCGGGUCUGCGAAUCUUCAGUACUUCACCACGUUCCAAGUGUUCUAACCUUUGCUCCAGCUUGAGUUUUCUUUCUAAAUUUAUGGUGUCAAGAGCCUCUUUUCCCCGUUCAGAGGGAAAAUGUUAGUCAUUCGAGCCGGUUCGUGUCCGGGGUCUUCCGGGCGGAUUGCCCGUUUUGGGGGAUACCGAAAGUGCGUUUUUGUCCUAGGUUUGGUCGGGCUCUCAACUUCUUCUCUACUCGCCCUUUGUGGCGAAGCGUCCCUCGAGCCGGGUGAUCCGUUCAAAAGCAUGCUUCCUCUGCUAAAAGAGACGGUCCAGCUCGAGGAAAAAUUCCUUCACGAUGUGUUCGAUGACGAUAACGAAGACGACAAUCCAUCCAACACCAAACAGGAAAGCAAACCGGUGUCUCCCGUACACACAGACCGACUCAUAGGCUGGACGAGUGCCAGCUGGCCAGCCUGCAAGAGCGAAAUGUACAACGAGAACCAACUCCGCGACAUUGCAGCCCGUCUAGGCGAGUUCGAAUUCCAGGCGGCAGGCUACAAUGCGUUUCUUCUUGACGGUUGCUGGGCACUUCCUGAGAGAGAUAGUCAGGGCCGGCUGCAGCCUGACCCAGAGCGUUUCCCCUCAGGCAUGAAGGCUCUCGUCGACUUCGUUCGUCGGAAAGGUCUCCGUUUUGGCAUUGGAACGUAUCUCGAUAACAGCUGUUCAGAAAUGCACACUCCGGGCGUCGGUGCCGACCCAGACCACGAUGUCGCUCUUUUCACGGAGUGGGGAGUCGACUUCAUCAAGGUGAAUGCGUGCGGAGCCCCUGCACGCAGUAUUCAUGCGCCAGCGGCGAACUGGAGGAGCGCGAUCAACUCCAAGGUGUUGGAUCGGUACCCUCAACUGGUCUGUAGCUGGUUCAGCGAAAUUGGGAGCUCCUUGCCCGAACAAAAGCUUUACACAAGCAAAAUUCAAACUGAACUUAGCGAACUGGCAAAAUUUUGUGAUGUCGUGAAUAUCUUUGAGACAACUCCUCCCACGUGGGACAGCAUGAAGAAGAUGGCGGCCACGUGGCAGGCAAGGGUGACGGCUGUGUCUUCAGUUCGCCACAAGAAAUUUCAGAUGAGCUGGAGCCCUCAGUUUCUGUCGGUCAAUGGUUUGGCCUCCCGCAAUCUGGCGGAACUCCGAACUCAAUUUUCCUUGUGGGCCCUCAGUGGAGCUCCCAUUAUGCUGGCCGGUGACAUCACCAAAGUGCCUCAGGAUGUUGUUGAUAUUCUGACUGAAAGAGGUGCCACGGAUGUUGCUGCUAACGUGGACACGAUGUGGGGAAACAGGAGUCUUGGAGACGGCUCUGUCCAAGCGUGGAUCUCUUCUCUCUUUGGCCCGAGAUUUGCAAUCGGGGUCUCCAACUGGGGAGACACUCCAGUCACUCACAAAAUCGACUGGGCAGAAUUCAGAGAUUGGCUUGGCAUUGUGCGCGGGUACCCCCACGAAAUAGAAGAUAUCUGGAGGCACGAGAAUCGAGGCAUUAUGCGUCCAGAUGGAUCUCCUCUCGUGAUCGAACUGGGGCCUCAUGAAACGGUCCUUCUCAAGUCAACGAUCCAAGAUCGCGAGGAGUCAGCUCAAGAGCAGCUGCCUGUGCCGCAGGUGGCAGGGCGCGUGCCUCGUUCGAGGGGCGUUGGCCUAGAUUUCUCUGAAAAUCCUACUGACCCGUUUGCGCCUCCGGUGGAUGGCCCCGUUCUCUUUCCUACGCCAGCCUUUUCUUCGCGGCCUAUUCUCCGAGGCUCUGGUAAGGUGCGAAUCUUUCGCAUCGGCUCCAUUAUCUCUCGGCCUCCACGCCCUGCUCGUGAGUCGCCUUUCGACCACCUCGUAAAAACCAUGGAUCAACUGGCCAACCAGUUGGUUACCAAAGUAAUUCCUGACCUUAUGAAGGACGGGCCGCAAGUGAAGCAGGACGGCGCGCGUGACGCUACUAAGGCCCCAGAAGUUGCCCAACCGGUCCCACAGGCAAAAGCGUCUCCAGCCGAGUCCGCGGAGGCCGCCGUGAAAACCUCCAAGACGACCUUCUCGUCAAGCGUGGAGAAGCCAGACACGGAAAAGAUCGCAAAGAGUCAGCCCGAUGUGAGAAAGGGGCAGGCCACAGCUGCUUCAUCAAAAAUGAAAGAAAGUGGCUCCGAGUCCAGUGAACAGCCAGAGGCAACGCAGAAAAGCAGUCGAACCGGUUCGUGGUCUAUGUUCGUCGCGGGGUUAGUUGCGGCGGGUCUCCUCAUUGCGUUUGUCCUUGUGGGAAGAGCACUUUUCAUGGCUUACACAAAGUCCAAGGUGGAGGGCCCUGCCCGGAUGCAGCUGAUGCAGUGCGAGAGGCCGCAUGCCAGCUGAGGAAAAUGGCAAGUGACCCGUGGGAGUUUUUUCUGGCGAGUCGAAACGAAAACGCUGAGAAGAGACACACGUUGUGAAAAAAAAACUAUACUGUUUCGCCUACGCAGUCUCUUUUGGGGAACCGUCAACGAAACAGCGUAGAUGUACGCGGUCAAGUCUCACAGAUACCAAAGGGGCAGUUGGUGCGUCAAAAGAGCAUGGAACUGAUACGUUCUGUUUCCGUGGUUCGAAAGGUUUUUUCAUGGACAAACCUUCUCCGGUGAACUCCUGGAGAGUUUUAGUGAUGCAGGGAAGAGUUCAACGACAACGGUACAGCUGCUCCAAUUACAUACACGGUA